UGUGGAGAGAGCAGAGCCUCAGGAACAUACAACUCAACGUGUGGAAGCUUUGAGGAAUGUACCAACUACGCAGGGCAGCCCCCCAGGGCGGGGCCCAAUGGAUGCACGCAUGAGAGGGGGUGUGGCCCGUGGAACGUACCAUCAGCGCGAGGGCGGGAUGUACCAGUGCGCAGGGGCGGGGCUUCACUCCUGUUGCCCAGCAAGGGCUGUAUGUGGGCGCGUGUCGCCGGGGCGCGGCUGCGGAUUUUGUGCUAUGCGGGCAUUUGUGGCGAAGAUUAUGCUUGCUGGCCAGAGGUCCCAGUAGGAAAAGCUCCUAGCAUGAAAUUCCCGGGACGCCUGCGCUUUCCGCUUUGUAAGCUGUCUGGUGUGUGCUACUCCGCUGUUUGGAGCCUGAGUUGUAAUUGGGGAAAAUGGAUUUAAUCUGAAGGACCGGUUGGCGAGGACUAGAACGCACCACGCUUGCAAAGCGCUUUGCACAAGAAGACAGGAGUGCCUGCUUAGCCUGCGGCAUGCACAAAGCACGGGGUUCGAACCCAUGCACCUCAGACGCCAGGCGGUCGUGCAGUUCUUCGUGGGAAGUAGAAGCGGGAGGAUCCGGAGUUAAAGGGAGCCCUGGAGGCUGAAUCUGGCAGGCACAGUAAAUCCACUGGGCAGCCUGAAGACCCCGGUGGAGGUGGAACUGGCCCAGCGUCGGAAUGCAGGCACUCCACCUUCAGCACCGCAACCCGCGCAGCUACCGGGUCAAGGCCAGGGCAUCCUAUGUGGAUGAGACCCUGUUUGGCAGCCCAACAGGAACCCGGCCAACUCUACCAGACUUUGACCCACCCUGGGUGCAGAAUUGUAACAGAUCUAGAGGAGUGAGCCCAGGACCCCCGAAGGUCUCUCUGGCCAAGAGAGACUGUGAGUCUCCCUCCUCCAGGGGCAGCACCCCAAAUCUCACACCAAGGAAGAAAAACAAAUACAGGUUGAUUGGCCACACCCCAUCCUACUGUGAUGAGUCACUGUUUGGCUCCCGGCCACAGGGCACCAGCAAGGAGAGGUCUCGGACAGCCGUGGAGGAUGCGGCCAAGCUCCGGACCCUUUUCUGGACCCCACCAGCCACCCCUAGGGGCAGCCACUCACCUCGCCCCAGGGAGACCCCACUUCGGGCCAUUCACCCAACUGGACCUCCCAGGACAGAGCCCAGAGUGGCCACAGGCUCCCAGAUGGUGUCCCGGGAUGGGCUGGAUGCUCCCCGCUCUCUGGGACAGAGGCGUUCCUAUUCACUCACCCACCUAGCUGUCCCCAGCACGGGUCAUCCAGCUUCCACUGCCCCCCAGACCAAUGGGCCUUGGAGUCCCCGGCCUUACACAUCAGGGGCGACUGUCCAGAGUCCCCUAGUCACUCGCAAGGUAUGCUCAGGCAGUGUUUCGGGGCCAACUACCCCUCAGCGAGGGGCCUGCCCCCAAAAGCCAAAGCCUCCUUGGAAAUGACAUUCUUACCAGGUAAGCCUUUGGCUCAAAGCCAGGACUCAAGCUCAGGUGUGGUCCUCUGGAGACAAUGGUCCCCAGGGCCUCCAAAUGCUGGAGAAGCCUCCACGGGGCUCCAUGGUAAGGAUGGGCCAUAUUUUCCCUAGUCCCCACAAGCUCAGGAUGUCCCCAGCCUUCUCUGCAGGGUAUUUGGGGUCCUUGAGAUAGAUGUCUCUGUAGCCAUGUGUCAGCCUCCCGGCUUCUGCGUUGGUGCCAAGCCCCACCCGGUUCCCUACAAAGGGUUCAGUUUCCACAGGGGUCUGAAGGUCUUAAGGGGUCCUGGGCUGUGUGUGGACCCCAGGGGUGGGACCCGGGGAGACAUUAUUUUAAUAUUCAUGUAUUUAUUCCACGUAUUAAAUGUAUUUGGAUCGCCAAAA
Molecule: messenger RNA, 1885 nt
Organism: Rattus norvegicus (Norway rat)
Lineage: Eukaryota; Metazoa; Chordata; Mammalia; Rodentia; Muridae
Gene: Rita1
Product: RBPJ interacting and tubulin associated 1
Biological process (GO): nuclear export; Notch signaling pathway
Cellular component (GO): centrosome; cytoplasm; nucleus
Molecular function (GO): tubulin binding
Source: RefSeq, a predicted model, not a curated record